AAAGGAUUAGACAGAGUUUCUGAGUCAAGUGUGCGUCGUUAACCAACAUGUCAGCAGCUGGAUGGGAAAGAGGAAAAGAUUAGUUUGUUUCUAAUAAGUGUUGAAAUAAUCAAGACUAUAUAAGUAAAGGGUAGUUGUUCUGAAAGCCCACUUAAUUUUAAGGACUUUAAUGAGAAGAAAAAUUGGUCAUUUUCGUCGCAUUUAGUUUUUCCUUUGAAAGCGCCACCUAUGUCCAUUAAAACCAUACGUUUUAAUGCCAUUUUUAUAUGUCUGCAUGGAUUUCUUUUUGGCGUUAUCAUCUCUACAUAGUCACAGUUUUCGACUAGAAGUUGCAUUAUUAUAACAAACCAACCUUGUCAUUUUAUGUUGUAUGGAGCGUAUAAAUCUAAAUUUCAUCCGUGUAGCCCCUCCUCUUUCUGCUGCGACUGACAGAGAGCCAAAACACCAGAGGGCUGCUAGUCAGUCUGACACCAAACACAGAGGAAGGCAGAGGAUCUCCAGAGAACAGACGAUCAACAAACUGGAUCGGACACGAAAAUAAGGAUAAAGUUAGAUUUUUGGUCUUUCUUAAAGGGGAUAUAGAUUGGACUUGUCGUUGCCACUGUAGGAUUAGUCUUUUUUGAGCUUGUGAGUAAAAUACAAACGAGUUUUCUCCUGAAACAGGAGCCUCAUUUAGAAACUAUUUCAUUUAUGUGUUUUAGCUAUGGAAGCUGUAAGUUGUAAACAAUCUAGUUUAGUAGAUGCUGUAGGAAUCUGUGUGUUCAUGUUGUUAGAGGAUUAAACAGUUCAUGCCAAGGUGUUGACAAUGGUUGAACCACUAGGGUUUGUGGAGGCAUGGAGAGCCCAGUUCCCUGAGUCUGAUCCGCCUAGCAUGGAGCUGAAAUCAUUAGGGGACAUUGAACAGGAGCUGGACAAAUGUAAGUCAUCUAUCAGGCACUUGGAGAAAGAAGUAAACAAGGAGCGUUUUCGCAUGAUCUACCUGCAGACUCUGCUGGCAAAAGAGAGAAAAUCUUAUGAUGGACAGAGAUGGGGAUUUAAACGGAUGUCCCAGUCAAAUGAUGGAGACAUGCCCAGUGGUCCAGACAGCCGAAGGUCUCAUGCAGAUGAAGCACCAGCAGAGGAGCAGCAACCAAGGCUUCCUGGCAAGACGGCAAGGUGUAAACUACACCCAGAGGCAGAGCUUGAUGGUUCAUGCCCUGCCAAACAGAAAGGAGGGAUGUCACCUGUCCGCCAUGAUUCUGAGCCUCCUGAUUUCCCACUGGGGACUGGCUCGGUGGCAGCUCUGAGAUCCAACUUUGAGCGCAUCAGAAGAGUCAACUCUCACACAGCCGGUGAUGGUAAGGGGUUGUCAGUGAUAGGCAGUCAGGAGAAACCCUUCUAUGUCAAUAUGGAGUACCACCAUGAGCGAGGACUGGUCAGAGUCAAUGACAGGGAGGUCUCAGACAAGAUCAGCACCCUGGGAUGUCAGGCAAUGCAGAUGGAGAAAAAGAGGUCCCUACAUUCCCUGCCAGGGAACCUGUCAGCUGCCACAGGGGACAUCAGCAAGGCUGUUCAGAGAGCCAGAUCCACUGAAGGGAACUGCAGCUACAAUGAGUCAAAUGAUGAUGCUGAAGUCAACUCUCAUAUGUUAAAAGAUGGUGGGAUGAGGUCCAGCGGGGAAAAGUCUGAGAAGCAGCCAGUGGAGUGUCAGCCUUACACCAGUGUAUAUGUUGGAGGAAUGAUGGCUGAAGGGGACACUCGAGUCAUCCACAUAAGAAACCGCAGCAUAGAGGAGGAUGCGCACCACACCUGGCCAAGGCGCUCCUACUCUCCUGGGAGCUUUGAUGAUCUAGGAGGAGGCUAUACACCAGACUGCAGCUCAAAUGAGAAUCUGACAUCCAGUGAGGAGGACUUCUCCUCAGGUCAGUCCAGCCACGUGUCGCCCAGCCCCACCACCUAUCAUAUGUUCAGGGAGAAAAGCCGCUCACCCUCCCAGCAGUCCCUUGACAGCGGGAGCCCACCUACACCACUUUCACACAAAUGUCUGAAGCAGCAGGGCAUGGUCUCGGAGGCCCCCAUCCUUGGAGUCCGUAAAUCGGGCCAGAUGUGGCCCAGUGAUGGAGACUCAACCACAUCCAGCAGGACCUCACAUGACAACAGUGUUCAAGGAGAUCUGGAUGGUUCCUACAACGAAAACCCUCCAUCAUAUGGCUUUGACCUGGAGCAUUCAGAGGAGCAGAAGUCUCGCCACGACCCUCUGUCCUUCUCUGGAUCCCCGACCUCCUCGCCACGGCUCCGCUCCAAGAACCGGAACAGCCGAGACACCCAGUCCUCCUGUUCUCUGGAGUCAACACAGUCGGUGGACCUGGACCAGGAGAAGGGACUGGAGAUGAGAAAGUGGGUUCUGUCAGGAAUCCUGGCCAGUGAGGAAACCUACCUCAGCCACCUGGAAGCCCUGCUGAUUCCUAUGAAACCUUUGAGGGCCGCAGCCACAACUUCCCAACCGAUGCUGACCAUCCAGCAGAUAGAGACCAUCUUUUUCAAAGUGCCAGAGCUUCAUGAGAUCCACAAAGACUUCUAUGACGCGCUGCUGCCCCGAGUCCAAGACUGGAGCCAUCAGCAGUGUGUGGGCGACCUCUUCCAGAAGCUGGCCAGCCAGCUUGGAGUGUACCGGGCCUUUGUAGACAACUAUAAGGUUGCUGUGGAGACAGCAGACAAGUGCUGCCAGGCAAACGCUCAGUUUGCAGAGAUAUCUGAGAAUCUCAAAGUCAAAAGCACAAAGGACUGCAAAGACCAGUCAGCUAAAAAGUCUCUGGAAACUCUUCUCUACAAGCCUGUGGACAGAGUGACGCGCAGCACAUUGGUUCUGCAUGACCUACUGAAGCAUACGCCCUCCAACCACCCAGACCACCCACUGUUACAGGAUGCCCUGCGCAUCUCCCAGAACUUUCUGUCCAGUAUUAAUGAAGAGAUCACUCCUCGUAGGCAGUCCAUGACAGUAAAGAAGGGAGAGAACCGACAGCUGCUGAAGGAUCGCUUCAUGGUGGAGCUGGUCGAGGGUUCCAGGAAACUCCGCCACGUUUUCCUCUUCACCGACCUGCUGCUCUGUACCAAACUGAAGAAACAGACUGCAGGAAAGGGGCAGCAGUAUGACUGUAAGUGGUACAUCCCAUUGGCUGACCUAACCUUCCAAACUAUCGAGGACAGCGAGUCCAGCCCCAUCCCUCUGGUCCAGGAUGAGGAGAUUGAUGCGAUGAAGAUUAAAAUCUCCCAAAUAAAGAAUGAUAUCCAGAGAGAAAAGAGAACAACAAAAGGACCCAAAGUGAUCGAGCGGCUGAGGAAGAAGUUAUCAGAGCAAGAAUCUCUGCUUCUUCUUAUGUCCCCAAACAUGGCGUUCAGAGUGGCCAACAGAAAUGGCAAAGGUUUCACAUUUUUGAUCUCCUCUGACUAUGAGCGAGCAGAGUGGAGGGAGAUCAUUCGUGAGCAGCAGAAGAAGUGCUUUAAGAGCUUCUCUUUGACCUCUCUGGAGCUGCAAAUGCUCACAAACUCAUGUGUGAAACUACAAACUGUUCACACUAUUCCAAUGACCAUGAACAAGGAAGAUGACGAAUCCUCAGGUUUAUAUGGUUUCCUGAACGUCAUUGUCCACUCUGCAUCUGGGCUCAAACAAAGCUUAAAUCUGUACUGCUCCCUGGAGGUGGAUUCCUUUGGGUACUUUGUCAACAAAGCCAAGACACGUGUUUACAGAGACUCUACAGAACCCAGCUGGAAUGAGGAGUUUGAGAUUGAACUGGAGGGCUCUCAAACUGUAAGGCUUUUGUGCUAUGAGAAAUGCUGCAACAAAACCAAACAGAGCAAAGAAGAUGGCGAGAUCACAGACAAGAUCAUGGCCAAGGGACAAAUAAAGUUGGAUCCCCAGACGCUGCAAAAUAAAGACUGGCAGAGGACAGUGAUUGCCAUGAAUGGGAUUGAGGUGAAGCUUUCCAUGAAGUUCACCAGCAGAGAGUUCAGUUUGAAGCGAAUGCCUUCAAGGAAACAGUCCGGUGUCUUUGGAGUGAAAAUCAAUGUAGUCACUAAGCGGGAACGUUCCAAGGUCCCACUCAUUGUUCGCCAGUGUGUAGAGGAGAUUGAGCGACGCGGGAUGGAGGAAGUUGGGAUCUACAGAGUGUCUGGUGUUGCAACUGAUAUCCAGGCGUUGAAGGCUGCCUUUGACUCGAACAAUAAGGAUGUAUCUAUCAUGAUGAGGGAAAUGGAUGUAAACGCUAUCGCGGGAACAUUAAAGCUAUAUUUCCGUGAGCUGCCAGAGCCGCUCUUCACAGAUGAGUUGUACCCCAACUUUGCAGGAGGCAUCGCUUUGUCUGACAGUGUGGCCAAGGAGAGCUGCAUGCUCAACCUGCUGCUGUCUCUACCAGAGCCCAACUUGGUGACUUUUCUCUUUGUGCUUGACCACUUAAAAAGGGUGGCUGAAAAUGAGGGCAUCAACAAGAUGUCUUUGCACAAUCUUGCUACUGUUUUUGGUCCCACUUUGCUUCGACCUUCUGAAAAAGAUAGCAAAAUUUCAUCCAGCUCCCAGCCAAUCUCUAUGAAUGACAGCUGGUCCCUGGAGGUCAUGGCUCAGGUUCAAGUCCUCCUCUACUUCCUUCAGCUGGAAGGCAUCCCGACACCUGACAGCAAACGUCAAAGCCUUCUCUUUUCUACUGAAGUAUAACAGGAACAUGAUGGACUUUUCCCGCUCUAAGGAAGAAUGUCGCCGCCUAAUGAGGUGGAUGCUGCUGAGCAGCCAAAUCUGUCUGCUUCAUUCUGAGUGCUUUUUUUAGCCACCAGGGGGAGCCAUCAACCUUUUGAAAACUGGAAACAGCCACCAUGAUCAAAACCAUUUCUGUGAGAGAUGAGAUAAGCAUGUGUGUUCUGUUUACAUAAACCUGCUGUGUCUGUGAAAGAACUAAAACAUCUCUUUAAGGUGUAAGGACAAGAUAUAUUGUUCCCUCUAUCUUUAUUUAUUUUCAAUUUCAAGAAGCAAUAUUUACUGUACUUUGUAGUUUCAUGGCUUUGUUCUGUUACUGUGCACAUGAGCUCCAGAUUCACAGAGAAGGACUUCUGCUGUUGUUGGAUUUAUUUCUGGAGGUAAGUAAAUAGUUGAGUUAAUGGACAAAUAUUUUUCUUGUCUGUACAUGUUUGUUUUUUCUUUUUCUUUUCCAAGAAAUGUCUGUAUUGGUUCAAAGUCCACCCGUGCCAACGUUCCUAUGCUGAUGAUCAGUAGAGCAUUUCAGUUUUCCUAAUGUUUACAUUCUGAAUGUUGCAUAGAAUUUAACAGCAUGAGACUGAAGCUGUAGUUAACACAACAUGCAGGCAUGUUGACCUAAACAUUUGAAGUGUUCUGUUUUCUGUGACAUACGGUUAAUGUAGUGACCUUAUCCAGUUCCCAGGUUCUUGUAGUGGUGUUGAUUGAACUCCUAAGUGGAUAUGAGUGCUUUUUGAAGUGGUACAGAAAGGUGAAAGUAAAGCCACUCCAUAAAAAAGGCUCAAAACUUCCAAUUUUCCACCUGUGGAAUGUAUACUGUGCUAUGUGUAAUUUUCCAUUCCAACGCUGUCUUUUUGUCUGUUUUAUGUGUCCACUUUUUUAUUUUAGAUUAUGUCUGUCUUUUUUUUUAUUUAGUUGGAGUCAUUUUGUUGCUUUCUGCAUUCCUUCUCUAGCCUUCUGCCUUCAAAUAACAAAACCAUACAUCUGUAGAAAAGAGCUCAUAGGGAUUACCUGAGACACCAAAUAUUUGCCUGUAGGACCUUUCAAGCACAGCAGUUCACUGAUUUUUAAAUUUUCUAGUUUUCUGUCAGGUUCAUUGUCAUCUCAAGAUUUAUUUCAAAACUCAAUAACAUUUAAUCUUUUUGUUUUCAAAUCACUACAAAUAGUCAAACACAAACUGUAACCAUCAGAGCUUUCGAUUCAUGUAAAACAGCAAUAAGUCUUGGUGAUACUUAUAAUGGCCACUGUGUCGUGCAUGUAUGAUUUUAUGUAAAUAAAAACUUGGUAACC
Messenger RNA from Melanotaenia boesemani (Boeseman's rainbowfish), 6010 nucleotides. RefSeq names its product PH_BCR_vertebrate and RhoGAP_Bcr domain-containing protein. Gene Ontology annotation, biological process: intracellular signal transduction; positive regulation of GTPase activity; protein phosphorylation. Gene Ontology annotation, molecular function: protein serine/threonine kinase activity; GTPase activator activity; guanyl-nucleotide exchange factor activity. Lineage: Eukaryota; Metazoa; Chordata; Actinopteri; Atheriniformes; Melanotaeniidae. The record is from RefSeq and is a predicted model, not a curated record. Gene Ontology annotation, cellular component: membrane. The coding region runs from base 806 to 4687 and encodes 1293 amino acids. The transcript has 23 exons.